AUGAAUUUCAUGAAUAAUAUUGUAGUGAUGAUCACUUCAUUUAUAUUGCAAACAGUUGUGGUGUUAGCCGUCAAUGAGGACGAGAUACAAGAGCUGCCCGGCCUCUACCAACGCACACCAUAUAAGCAAUAUUCUGGUCAUUUAAAUGCAUCAAAAGGCAGACAUCACUUCUACUGGCUAUUCGAGAGUCAGACCAACCCGGAGACGGCGCCUGUAGUGUUGUGGUUGAAUGGAGGGCCGGGUUGUAGUUCACUGAUCGGUCUGUUCACAGAGAACGGGCCCUUCAAAGCGGACUCUGAGGGCAAGAAUCUGACCUUAAAUAAGAACACUUGGAAUUCUGUGGCAAAUGUUAUAUAUAUGGAAUCCCCGGCCGGAGUGGGAUUCAGUUAUGUGGACUCCGGUGUCAAUCCCAAUAAUACGGACGAGUCGACCGCUCGCGACAAUUACAUAGCUCUCCAAAGCUUCUUCCAAAAGUAUCCCAAACUGAAGGCCAACCCGUUUUAUAUAACUGGAGAAAGUUAUGCCGGAGUUUAUAUACCAAUGUUAGCCAAACUUAUAUUUGACGACAAGUCAGACAUUAAUCUCAAAGGUGUUGCUAUUGGAAAUGGUCUUUUGGACAGUCAGUAUCUAAUGGACAGUCAGAAUGACUUUGCCUUUGCUCAUGGAUUAAUGUCAACUGAAAAUUAUAAGAACUUAAUCGCAAAUUGUUGUACUUUAAAGGCAGGACAACCAUUAAAGUGUGAUUAUAGACAAAAUAGCACAUACAUGAGCUCAUUCACUAUCCCUUUAACUAGUAAAUGUCUUGAAUAUCAACGGGAAUACAUGUUUCCAACAAAUCUAUAUAACAUUUACGACGACUGUCCACCACUUAACGCUUACUAUCAAACAAUAACAGAAACUAAUAGAAAACUAUUUGGUGAGAGGUUUGCCAAUACUUUGGACAAACAGUUGACAAACAAUGAUAAAAGCGAUUCCCAAGCUGUCAAUUGUAUCGCUGAAAACUACACCUCAUAUCUAAAUAGGGCUGAAGUACGCAAAGCAUUGCAUAUUCCCGAUCAGUUAAAAGGUGUGAAAUGGACGGACUGUGGGGACGCCCACUAUGAGGGAGAAGGUCUGUCACAAAAGGACAAUAUAUUGCAAUUGAUUGAGAAGUAUAAGUUACAAAAGACAGUCGUAUACAAUGGAGACUUUGACGCCCAGUGCGACUUCAUAGCUGACCACCGGUUUGUGGACGACUUGGGCCUCAAAGUGAGCGAACAGCUCAGGCAAUGGAAAGUGAAUGGAGGGGCGAUCGGAGGUACUGUUAAGCGAUACGCGGGUGGUGUGAGUGCAGUGGUGGUGAGGGGUGCCGGACAUAUGGUGCCCACCGAUAAACCCGAAGCCGCACUCGCUAUCAUCAAGGAUUUGAUUGGUGUCCAACAGAUAUAACAAAUUCACAUUUGCU
Oppiella nova is the source of this 1444-nucleotide messenger RNA. The record is from the annotation of a GenBank genome assembly. NCBI's taxonomy places the organism in Eukaryota, Metazoa, Arthropoda, Arachnida, Sarcoptiformes, Oppiidae.